ACCUCCCCCACGCGCAUAUCUAAGACUCAGUACAACAAAUGUGGGACAGCAGCCGUCUGAUCUAAGGAGCCUGUAGGAAACAAGGGGAAUUACAGGCGUCGGUCUCUCCUCGUUCGUUUUCGAUGAUUCUCUUUCGUCUGUUGCUUAUUUAGAAGAGAGGCGUAGAUGGAGUUGCAAAUCAAGGUCGCUCAGGCUGUUCACGUUCUCAAUCAUGACUCUCAGUCCUGCAACCGCGUGGCUGCUAAUCAGUGGCUUGUCCAGUUCCAGCAGACCGACCUUGCUUGGGAUGUCGCCACCUCCAUCCUCACUUCCGAUCAUCAUCGUCAUCAUCACUCCUUUCUUUCCGAUUUCGAAGUCGAGUUCUUCGCCGCCCAGAUUCUUAAGCGGAAGAUCCAAAAUGAAGGAUAUUACUUGCAGUUAGGAGCUAAAGAUGCUUUGCUAAAUGCUCUUCUGCUGGCUGCUAAAAGAUUCAGUUCAGGCCCUCCGCAGCUUUUGACACAAAUCUGUCUUGCGCUCUCUGCACUUAUAAUUCGUUCUACAGAACAUAGGAAACCUAUCGAGCAGCUCUUUUAUAGUCUCCAGAAUCUGCAAAGCCAGGAUGACAGCAAUAUUGCUGUUUUGGAGAUGCUCACUGUUCUUCCUGAAGAAAUUGUUGAGAAUCAAAAUACUGAUUGCAACAUAAGUUCAGAUCGCAGAUGCCAGUAUGGCCAAGAGCAGCUCCUCUCGCACACUACUAGGGUUCUUGAGUUCCUCCUGCAGCAAUCAGAGAAAAGUUUUGAUGGUGGUAUUCAACCGCAUGAAAGGAACAGAAAAAUUUUGCGUUGCUUAUUGAGUUGGGUUCGAGCUGGGUGUUUUGCAGAGAUUCCCCCUGGUUUGUUGCCAGGGCAUCCACUUCUUAAUUUUGUAUAUAACUCUUUGCAGGUUUCAUCCACAUUUGAUCUAGCCAUUGAAGUUCUUGUUGAACUCGUGGGCCGGCAUGAGGGGCUACCCCAGGUUUUGUUGUGCAGAAUACAAUUUCUUAAAGAAGUGCUUCUUCUACCGGCUCUUAAUAAUGGAGAUGAGAAAGUAAUUAGUGGUCUUGCCUGCUUGAUGUCAGAAAUUGGGCAGGCUGCACCAUCUCUAAUUGUUGAAGCAAGCGCUGAAGCACAUUUGCUUGCGGAUGCACUCUUGAGCUGUGUUGCAUUUCCAAGUGAAGACUGGGAGAUUGCAGACACCACAUUGCAAUUCUGGUCUAGUCUUGCAAGUUAUAUUCUUGGACUUGACUCCGAUAGUGGAAAAAAUAAGAAAGAUAUUGAAGACAUGUUUUCUCCUGUAUUCUCAGCAUUAUUGGAUGCUUUUCUAUUGCGUGCUCAGGUAGAUGAUUCUACAUUUAACGACGAGAGUGGAACACUUGAUCUGCCUGAUGGCCUUGUACAUUUUAGGAUGAAUCUUGUGGAACUUUUGGUGGAUAUUUGCCAGCUUCUAAAGUCUACUACAUUCAUACAAAAGCUUUUCUUUGGUGGUUGGGUGUCCAUAAAUUUACCAAUCCCUUGGAGAGAUGUGGAAACCAAAAUGUUUGCUCUUAAUGUGGUUGCUGAGGUAGUAUUACAGGAGGGCCAAACCUUUGAUUUCUCUGUGAUUAUGCAGUUGCUGACAAUUUUGUCCAGUAUGGCUCCUGACAAACUUAAAGGCUUCAUGCGCAUUGUAUACAGGUCACUUGCAGAUGUUGUUGGUUCCUACUCCAAGUGGAUAUCUUCUUUUCGAACUAAUGCUAGACCCUUACUAUUAUUUCUUGCUACAGGGAUUUCAGAACCUCUUUCUUCAAGUGCUUGUGCCUCUGCCUUACGUAAAUUUUGUGAAGAUGCCUCUGCAGUAAUCUGUGAGCCUUCAAAUUUGGAAAUUUUAAUGUGGAUAGGAGAGGGUUUGGAGAAGAGGCAUUUACCACUUGAAGACGAGGAGGAAGUUAUAAGUGCAAUUACUUUGAUUCUUAGCUCUGUUCCUAACAAAGAGCUAAAGAACAACUUGUUGGCUAGAUUGCUUUCUUCUAGCUAUGAAGCCAUUGGGAAACUUAUUGGAGAAGAGGACAAACAUUCUCUGAAGCAGAAUCCAGCUGCUUAUACACAAAUUUUGACCUCUGCAGUAAGAGGGCUGUACAGGAUGGGAACUGUAUUCAGUCAUCUUGCUGGGCCAUUAUCAAUCGGUCCUUCUCCAGAUGAUCCUAUUCUUGUGUUGCUGAGUGUUUUUUGGCCUGUUCUGGAGAAACUUUUUAGGUCUGAACACAUGGAGAAUGGUAGUCUAUCUGCAGCAGCCUGUCGGGCUCUUUCACAAGCAGUUCAGUCCUCAGGCCAGCAUUUUGUAACUCUAUUACCUGAAGUGCUAGAUUGCCUCUCAAAAAAUUUUGUAUUAUUCCAAAGUCAUGAAUGCUAUAUCAGAACAGCUUCUGUUGUCCUUGAAGAAUUUGGUCAUAAAGAGGAAUAUGGACCUUUAUUUAUCAGCGCUUUUGAAAGAUUUACAUAUGCAGCAUCAGUAAUGGCUCUCAAUUCUUCGUACAUAUGUGACCAAGAGCCUGAUCUGGUGGAAGCCUACACUAAUUUCACAUCUACUUUUGUUCGUGGCUCCCCCAAGGAGGUACUGGCUGCAUCUGGUUCCCUUCUUGAAGUUUCCUUCCAAAAGGCAGCUAUAUGCUGCACGGCCAUGCAUCGUGGAGCAGCACUAGCUGCAAUGUCAUAUAUGUCCUGUUUCUUGGAGGUUGGCCUGAUCUCUCUGUUGGAAUCUAUGACUUGUAUCCCUGAAGGAUCAUUCAGUGCUGUGGCGAUUCAGGUCAUAUCCCAUAGUGGUGAGGGACUUGUAUCAAAUGUUGUAUAUGCUUUACUUGGUGUUUCAGCAAUGUCAAGGGUACACAAAUCUGCAACAAUCUUGCAACAGUUGGCUGCAGUUUGCAGUUUAAGUGAAGGAACAGCAUGCAAGGCUAUUCUUUGUUGGGAAUCUUUGCAUGAAUGGCUGCGCUUAGCGGUGCAAGCUUUACCAGCUGAGUAUCUAAAGCAGGGAGAAGCAGAGGUGUUAGUGCCAGUUUGGUUGAAAGCCCUUGGUGGCGCAGCCUUGGACUAUCUUGAGAGCAAGAGAUGUGAUGGAGGAAAAGAUAAUCGUGGGCAUAUGCAGGGGAAGGGGGGACAAAUUCUGAAGCGACUAGUCCGAGAAUUUGCUGAUAGUCACAGAAAUGUUCCAAAUCUGACUUGAUUCGUCAUUAUCAGUACUGCUGAUCCAAGGUACUAUUGUUGAUCCAGCCAACAGCUUGUGAGCUGCCAAGGUUCACCGUCCUGCUGCUUCAGCACCUGUAACAUGCCCUGUAAAUUGGGAGCUUGUUUUCAAGCUUCAUCCAUCGCGGGGGUUCUACAUAUUAGAGCGAUGCUUCACAUAAUUUAUAAUUGUUCUUCUACAAUCCAAUAUUUGUACAGUAUAAUGUCCCAAUUUUGUCAAACCUCCAAAGAACCCUUUUUUUUUUCGCCCUCAUUUUGUUGUAUGCAGGGAGUGACAAGCUGACGAAAAUUUGCCUAAAAAAAAAAAUUACAAGAAAUCAAUGAUAUCUUCUCUUUUCUGCUAUUCUCACUAAAUGGAAA
This is a messenger RNA of Vitis riparia (riverbank grape), 3596 nucleotides long. RefSeq names its product transportin MOS14. NCBI's taxonomy places the organism in Eukaryota, Viridiplantae, Streptophyta, Magnoliopsida, Vitales, Vitaceae. The record is from RefSeq and is a predicted model, not a curated record. The coding region runs from base 166 to 3216 and encodes 1016 amino acids. Gene Ontology annotation, biological process: protein import into nucleus. The transcript is spliced from 24 exons. Gene Ontology annotation, cellular component: nuclear membrane; cytoplasm.